Messenger RNA from Micropterus dolomieu (smallmouth bass), 4814 nucleotides. RefSeq names its product serine/threonine-protein kinase Nek9 (gene nek9). The record is from RefSeq and is a predicted model, not a curated record. The transcript has 23 exons. Gene Ontology annotation, cellular component: centrosome. Gene Ontology annotation, biological process: protein phosphorylation. The coding region runs from base 532 to 3426 and encodes 964 amino acids. NCBI's taxonomy places the organism in Eukaryota, Metazoa, Chordata, Actinopteri, Centrarchiformes, Centrarchidae. Gene Ontology annotation, molecular function: protein kinase binding; protein kinase activity; ATP binding.
UUCAGUGUCAGACGAGGCCAAUCGAUUUCAAACAUCCGUAACUUGUGUUUUUGUUAUGCAGACUUCUUGAACCUAUUUUGUGUCCAUGUCCAUGACCGCUCAGGGUUUUAUUGUGCCAGUCGUCGCUGUAGUUUUCGUCAUGUUAAACCAAGUCGAGCUAAAGAGAGAGACAGGACCGGAAACGCGCAAUGUUGGCUUUCAUCGUAAAGUACACCACGACACGCUUGAAGUUACGCCUUUUAUUCUGAAACUUCAAAAAGUUGGCUGAACGUCCUCAUUUUUGUUGUGUCAUGCUUGACUGGUAGUUGCACGUAUUUUGCUACGUUGUGUUUUUCUUACUUUGUCUACUUGGAGUGGCUUGAGGCAUCUGGUAGCACACUACUAAUACUUUUACAGGCCUCUUUGUUAGCCGACACGGGUAGCAUGUUAGACGUGUGUACGGUUUUGUAGGAGUCUUUUAGAAAGUGUUGUCGUUGGGCCUGUUCGGGUUAUUUCCAUCACUGCCACUGGCGAACAAGUCCCUAAACAGAAAUGUCACUGGAGGACUAUGAAAGACACUUCGACUCGCUAAAUUCAGAUUUGGGUGGCGGGUCUGUGGUCAGUGAGCGUUUAGCGUCGGGAACAUUUAAUGGCGAAGAGGAGAAGUUGCAUUACAUUCCUAUCCGGAUCCUCGGGAGGGGGGCGUUUGGUGAAGCCACUCUGUACAGAAGAACAGAGGACAACUCUCUGGUGGUAUGGAAAGAGGUGGACCUGAACUCGCUCUCCGAAAAGGAGCGCAGAGAUGUCAUGAAUGAAAUAAGCAUCCUCUCCAUCCUAGAGCACAACAACAUUGUAGCCUACUUUAAUCACUUCAUGGAUAAAAACUCCCUGCUCAUUGAGCUUGAGUAUUGCAAUGGAGGAAAUCUGUAUGAUAAAAUCAAUCAACAGAAGGGGAAACUCUUCAGUGAGCAGGUGGUCAUAUGGUAUCUGUACCAAAUUGCCUCAGCAGUGUCUCACAUUCACAAGGCUGGGAUCUUACAUAGAGAUAUCAAAACUCUAAACAUUUUCCUGACCAAGACUGACCUCAUUAAGCUGGGCGACUAUGGACUCGCAAAGAAGCUAGACUCUGAGUUUUCAAUGGCAGAGACUUGUGUGGGAACUCCAUAUUAUAUGUCACCUGAAUUGUGCCAGGGAGCAAAGUACAACUUCAAAUCAGACAUCUGGGCAAUGGGUUGUGUUCUUUUUGAAGUGCUAACUCUUACAAGAACAUUUGAUGCAACGAACCCUCUGAAUCUCUGCGUGAAAAUAGUCCAGGGCAACUGGACCAUGGAUGUGAACUCGGAUGUUUAUUCGUCUGCAUUGAUCCAACUGGUAUACGAGUGCCUCGAUCAAGAUCCUGCAAAGAGGCCUACAACUGAGCAGAUUCUGGACCAGCCAUUCAUCUCCUGCUGUAGACAGGAGCUUGAAGAGCGUGUUGCCCUGUUAAAUUCAGCAAUAAAAAAACCAAAGCUGAGUACAGUGAGUGACACUCCAGUUGCUGUGGUGACUACACGCUCAAGGGAGGUGUACUUCUGGGGUGGAGGGAAGUUCACCCCCCAGAAAAUGGACACGUUCAAAGGAGGCAGCAGUGCUCAACAUGUGUGUGCAGGGGAGAGUCACUUUGCAGUGGUGACGGUGGAAAAGGAGCUGUAUACCUGGGCUAAUGUCCAAGGUGGAGCCAAGAUGGUGGGCCAGCUGGGGCACGGAGACCAGGCUUCAUACCGGCAGCCAAAGAAGGUGGAGAAGCUGCAGGGGAAGGCCAUCCGACAGGUGGCAUGUGGGGCUGACUUCACUGCCUGUGUUACUGAUGAGGACCAGAUGUACAUGUUUGGGUCCGACUAUUACGGCUGCAUUGGAGUGGAGGGUGAGCUCGGCGUGGAGAUUUUGGAGCCAGUGCUUUUGAAGUUUUUCGAGGAGCGGCCUGUUCGCCAAGUUUCAUGUGGAGACAACCACGUGGUGGUCCUGACUCAGAGUGGGGACAUCUAUUCCUGGGGCUGCGGAGAGUAUGGACGUCUCGGCCUGGAAUGUGAGGAUGACUUCUCUUCUCCGAUGCAAGUGGAGAUACCUAAAGGUGCCACCAUCUCCUCAGUGUCAUGUGGCAGCGAUGGAACCUUCUUUUUGACAGAAGCUGGCAAAGUCCUAGCGUGUGGAAACAAUGAAUUCAAUAAGCUUGGUCUGAACCAGGGAGUCUCUGGUCUCAAAAAUCACCCUGGAGAGGGUUACCAGGGAAUACCUUAUACCACCACGCUGACCUUGGCAAAGCAGCUGUCGCGGUUCAAGAUCCAGACCAUAUCUCCAGGAAAGACCCACACAGCUGCCAUUGAUGGCUUUGCAGAACGUGGUCGUCUGAUCACCUUUGGUUGCAACAAGUACGGACAGCAGGGUGUGAAGGACUUUAAGAAACACAUGGGUGUCCAAGUCCUUGUCGGACCCUUUGGAGGGAAGAUAGUGACCAAAGUCUCAUGUGGAGACGGCUUCACCAUUGCAGCCACUGAGGACAAUCAGAUCUUUGCAUGGGGAAACGCAGGAAAUGGGCGACUUGGGAUGCCUGCUGACAAGGGAUUUGGCUCAGAGGUUUGCCCUGCCAUGCCAAGGCCCAUCUUUGGUUCCCUCCACCAUGUACCGGACCUCUCUUGCCGUGGCUGGCAUACCAUUAUCAUAAUGGAGAAAGUGCUGAACUCCAAGACUAUUCGCUCUAACAGCAGUGGACUGUCAGUUGGAAGUGGACUGGGCCAGGAGGCAUCUACAUCAACAGUGGAUCUAGACAUAGAACCUGGUUCAGAGACAGAGUGUCGUGACAGGGGCCUUGGGGGUACACUGGAGGAUAAUACGGAGGAGUGCUUCAUGGAGACCCCAAUGAUGUCAAUGGCAAAUCAGACUGGGGACAGCUCCUGCCCUCUCUGGCUUAGAAAGGAGCUUGAAGACGCAGAGUACAUCCCGAUACCAGACUGUGAGCUACCCAUUCCUGACCAGCUCUCUUCCAUCUCAGAGAGCGUCACUCUACCUUAUGAGGAGCUGAAAGAGCUAAAAGCUGCAGCAGCAGCAGUCAGCAGUAAGAAAGGCCUAUCGACUAAACGAAUGGGCUGUAAUAAAGUCAAUGGACUGGAGGAGGGUGAUGUCUGCAAAAAAGGAGAAUUGGGUGCAUGUUGCAAAGCAAGUAAUGAAGUCACACAGCUGCGAGAGACAGUCGCUCAUCAAGACAUAAGGAUUCAGAUGCUUGAGAAGCAGGUCGAUGAGCAGCAGAAGGAGAAUGAAAGGCUCUGGGCAGCAAUCAGUCGUUUAACGCUACGGGAAGCAGGAUGUGACAAUAACGGAAACCAUCACUCUGAUCGUAUGCCCGGGGAUGGAGGAAGAAGAGGAGGCGGAUUCACAAACCAUGGGGGCCGAUCUGCUGGGGCCAGUGUUUGAGACUCAAUCUGCAGAUGUCCUGAUCGUGGGAGAAGUGUCAAAACUCAUAGCAAAUAUUGAAUUAAACAAGCUGGUUAGAUGGGAAGUGGAGGCUGGGUUAUAGGUGCAGCAGAGGGUGCAGCCUUGUGCCCAUUCACAGUGGUUACAUUACAGUAUACAUGUUUGACAGAGUGCCAAGUCACACGAUUACAUUUUAUUUCAUACGUAAUACUGUAUAAUACCUUGCAAAUGCACACUUGUGUUCACCUGAAAUGUUGGCUGGAUUCAACAUGAAGCAUCGGACCUUGACACCACAAGAGACGAUCGUCAUAGUGAGAAUAGUGUUAUUCUGCAAUGUGAAUGUUAAAUCCAUGUUUUGGUGGUAUUAUUGUUGACUACAAGUGAUGUCAGCAUUCAGACUUCAGUCCUUAGUGCCUCAGAUAAUAGCUUAUGCAAAUAGGAAACCAUUCGCUAAUACGUGCAAAGAUUGCUGUUUCCUGUUCUCAGUUGUUUAGAGAUGGGCAGCCAGUAUGUUGUGCAGUUUGACUCAUGUUAGCGCCAUCUUCCAAUGUGAAAACGUAACUUUCUUAUAUCACUUUAUUUUUAGUUAUUUUUUAUUUCAUUUGAUAUUCGUAACAAGCUAAAGUGCCAAAUACAAAAUAGCGUCUAAUACAUUUUUGCCAUAUUUAUCAGACAUGUUAGCUAUUACAAACAUAUUCAAAUUAUUAUGCAAGUAUAUGCUUUUUAAAUUUGCAUGUUUUAUUGUGUGAAACACAAAACUACUGAUUCAUUUUUGUACUACUUUUAGAUACUUUUUCUUAUUGCCUUUGACUUGGGAAUUCUUGCUGGUGCAUCACAUGUAGGUCUGUCUUCUUUAUUGUGACAUGUAUGAACACUUGAACGGUUUUCUUUAAACGUGGAAAACAUGGUCUGUAAAGCAUAUAUAAUAUAGCUGACCUUGCAGCUAUAAUGUUAUUGCAUUUUGUAACAAUUUUACCUGUCUUUGGUACUUUCUGAAAUGUUAUACCAUAUUUUGCAUCAUUUGUGAAAGCAAAUAUGUAUUUGCAUUUAGUUUUUUGUUUGAAGCCCGUUUAUUGUGUGUUAUAACAAAAACGUGCGCGUGUACAACCUUUUGUCAUAGUUAUCUUAGAAUGUGUUUACUUGUAGUCUGUGAACUGUCAGUGUCAACAGUAAAGUACAACACUGGCAGUAGUGCCUUAGCAAGCUAUUGAAACCAAAAUUAGUGCAACUAUGACAAUGCCGUGCCUAAGGUGAAUUUGUUGUUUUUUUACAGUUUAUUGACAGCGUUUAAAAUACAGUUAUUUUUCAAGCUAACCAAAUAUUGUACACACUGUUGUGCCAUGCUUUGUGUAAAAGCCCUAAAUAAAACUACCAGCUGUCUUUUGUUA